GACGUCGAGACAGUGAAAUUAUUAAAAGCGAAAGAAGGUGGGGAAAAUAUACAGAUCUCAUUAGCAAGCAGAAUACUGGACAGAACAUUGCGGACUAUCCAUGUUACAUCAAACUCUUUGAAUGUUAAUUGUCUUAAAGAUAUCGCUGGAAUAAGGGCCUCGUUGGAUGUCCUUUCUACAUAUUUGGGCGAUGAUUUUACGGAUAAUGUAAGACGUUUCAAAGCCCUUCCAAAGUGCCUUGAAGCAGCAAAACAUCUGUGUAGUAAUUCAAGUCGAUCUGUUAUUCAGUCGUUUUUAUUAAAGCAGUUAGUUCGCUAUGACCCCAAUGGGAUUGAUGCUGUUAAAGAAAGAUGUAAAAGAGAGGAAUUUAAAUGGAUUAUGCCACCACAGUCGGAGGUAAUACAAUUUUUCUUUACUUCUCUCAUGGUCAGUAAUGGUCUUGAGUAUUUGUCAAGUAUUCUUGUUUAUAAAUACUAGAUAAAUCUUGUUCGUUGAUAAUCGCGUGUUUUUUACUUAUCCAGCAUCGAUCUAUACAGAAUUCUCAGUCCAGACAGUAAAGCAGUGACAUAUGACAUAUAGAGGAUAUUACACGGCGGCAAGAAGAUAUGACUUUUAUAUUCGAGUGGUGAAAACAAUAUUUUACGAACGAGCGCAGCGAGUGAGUAAAAUAUGGUUUUAACACGAGAAGGUAAAAGUCAUAUCUUCAAGCCACCGUGUAAUGUUCUGUUUAUUAUAUGGUCCCAAGCAAAAAGUUGUGAAAUUUCACCGCUCAAAAGCAAAUUGGUAAAAGUCACGUCAUCGAUAUCUUCACUAGUGAAGAUAUGAAAAAAAAUAUCUCAUAAAAAGGUAAAAUAAAAUGUAAUCACAUCGGAAAAAUCUGCUUGCCUUGAUCGAUAUGUUUUGGAAAUUUAAAAAAUGAUCGUCAGAAGAUUUUCUUAGGGUUUUUCUUAGGCCGAGUACAUGGAGCGAGUUGACCGGUAAAUCGAAUUGGCCCGCUUAAGCGAGAUGCCCACUUCAUGCAUAUGUUUAUUAUUAAUUACCUCCUGUUUCAUAAUUUUAAUUACAUGGGAACCGAGCUGACCCGCUUUGCCGAGACCGCGGCUGUUGCUUGCCAAGCCAACUUGCUUAGCCGAGUUGAAACUGUAAUUGCUUAUUUCCCAUGUAAUGGCUUUUUUGUGCUUCAAUAAACGCUUUAAUGACGUUCCGGACAAUACAUUUUACGAGAAUACAAGCGAAAAAACCUGUUGAGGACAAUACUAAAUAUAAUUUACAUCAACCAACACUGUUCUAUACGUGAGGGAGUUACAAAAUACAACAUAUUAGCCAUAUUUAAUUGAAAAACUACAACAAAUAUUCUACUAUUGAGCAUUUUCAGUCAUAAUGAGCUAGUUCAGCCGGGUUAAUUAGCCCGGUACAUCUACCGGUACAUUCUAUAAAAGUCAACUCACUUGGCCAACUCGGUUAGCCCGGUCAACUCGUUCCAUGUAAUUGGCCCCUUAAAUUGCUUGUACAACACUGUUGUUAAAAUAACUAUAUGGCGUAAACCAAAAAAUAUUAAUAAACAAUUCACGUACAUAGUCUGCUCCACUGGCUCAUAACUCUAAACUCAUAACUAAUUUACAUUAUGAUAUCCCGUUUUUGAUAUUUUGAAGAUCAGAACUUAUUUCUCCCUUAAAUCCAGACCUAGUUAGAACAGCUUUUGAUUCCAUAAAUCACGAAAUAUUACUUGAUAAAGUGCGCAAUUACUUUGGCAUAUUGGGCACUUUCUCACAAAUCUAUUACAACUGAACAUAGACGAACCCAACACUGACCAAUUUAACCUAACAGCCUUCCUACUGAACAACUGCAACAUCAUAGACAGGGCUAAGCACUGGUCAAAUCUGCUGUUCAAAGAAGCACUCGCCAUUCAUCGACAAAAACCGGAACUGAAUCAUGGGACUAAAGCAUCCAGAGAACUAUCGGUUUUCUUUUAAUCAUAUAUCAAAUUACGUAGAGUAUAUAAAACGCAUGCACUUGUAAUAUAACCAUUCCUGAUGAUGACUAAAUAAAGUCGAAACGUUGAAUCAAAAUGCUUACUUUAUUCGGAGUUACCGUUGUAUUGUAUUGUAUAUUGGGCACCAACUAAAAUUUUUCAUUCGUAUCGGGUAGCAGAGAACAGCAAUGUAUGAAAAAUGGACAUAUCCAAUUUGAGAAAGAUAAAGUGUGGAGUUUCACAGGGGUCCAUCUUGGGCCCAUUAUUAUUCUUAUUAUAUAUAAACAACAUGCCUGGUCCUUUAACACACCUGACUCCAUGAAAACCAGCUAACAGUUGAUUAGGCUAGCGUGUUAAAAUAAAGUCUGUAUGUAUGUAUGUUUAUUUUACGCUCACAUGCCAUUGACCAAUGACGUGUCUUCAAUAGCAUCACUUCCAGCCAGGUAUUUUACGAUGUAGGACAGUUCAUAUUGAACAGUAGCUUAUCGUGGAUUUUUUCCUGGUUUAUCAAACUUUUUCAGAUGUUUUGUCAAUUUCAAACACACAACAAAUGAUAUGGCAAAGUAAUAAAAAGAAUUUGGAACAUUAUGAGAGAUUUUUCUACCAGUUUUGGUUAAAAUUAUAAAAGCGCGGGAAAACCUGUCUCCGCGAAAUUCAUUUGUUUACAACAGUCGCGAGGUUACUAUAGUGAUGCACCGAUAUCAAUAUCGGUGUUUCAGUAUCGGCUUAUCUGUACUAAAAUAGGAAUAUCGCGGUAUCGGUAAUUUUGUUGUUGAUAUUACCGAUAUUACAAAAUGUUAUUUAAGGGUUAGAGACUGCCGUGAGUGUUUUGUUUACAAAUAUGCGCACGCGCUGAUCGUACAAUGAACGACAAAUUUCAAUACUGUACGAGGCGAAGCCGAGUGCAGCCGGUAUUGAAAAUUUCGAGUUCAUUGUACGAUCAGCAAGUGCGUAUAUUUGUAAACAAAAGACGAACUUUACAGUGUCUAACCCAUUUAAUAUAUAAUCUGAGUUCACUGCUUGCAUGCAACUUUUCGAGCACUUGUUUACACACGGGGCAAAUAAUAUAAGUUUUUCCUUGGUUUACUGACCUCUGAAGAUAGCAAUGCUCCAGCUUGUUUGUCUUUUUGUACUUUUAGGUAUUGCAUCCUCUAUAAUCUGAUUAAUUUCUUCCUCAUCGACUCGAGCAAACCUUGAGCCGGUAGCCUCAUUGGCAGCCAUUUUCAAUAAUGCACAGUUUUUAUGCGUUAUUGUCAAUAACGCAUUCGCAGGAUUCGUUGUUGCCAGGUAACAAAAAUACACGUGAUCGAUUUUGACCAAUGACGUGCGUGCAUUUUGAACAGUGAACAAAGAUUAUAUAUUAAUAAAUAUUAAUGAUUGGUUAUAGUUGCAGUUCAGUAUUUUUUAUUGCGAAUAAGCAGUCACUAGCGUAGUAAUAUGCUAGUUUGUUGCAUGCGUUUGCGACAUUUUAUUUGAUAUUCUCGGUAUUUAGGAACAAAUGAAUUGGAUUAUGUUCGGAAGUAUUAAAGUAGAACUGUACAUGUCCUGAUGUCAUCUUUGAAUUUUGUGAGAAGACAUAGAAUAUCGGUAUCGGCAAAAUAUCGGUCCUUCAAUAUAGGUUAUCGGAAUAUCGGUGAACUUCCAUAUCGGUGCAUCACUAGAGGUUACUUAUCAUUUAUAGACCCGGGGCGAGGGGGUUUCCGGCGUAAUAUUUUCCGAAGUGAUGAUAUUUUCCAAGGGGCUUUGCCCCGAGGAAAAUAUCAUCACUGAGGGAAAUAUCGCCGAAUAAACUUGGAGCGAAUCCAAUUUUUAAUUUCUUAUGUGUACCUGAGUUUUUGACAUUUUCUCUUUAAAAUAUUUGAGUAUGUAUCCUUUGGAUUGUUGAAGGUAACAUACGUCUUGAAAAUCUUUGAUUAACUUAAGUUAAUAUAUCUUCCGUACGAAAUUACAAACAAAAAGUAAACAACAGCUCGCGAGUGCCAUAUUGUUUCAAAGCGUGGUGUCCACGCGUCACGCGUGAGCGUGGUAUACUAUAAUAUCCCACGGUGGAUCUGCCGUGGGAUAUUAUAGUAUCUCACGCUGCAUUGCGAAACAUGAAUUUGAGUGAAAUACCGUAAAAAAUCACAUUGUCACGUGGUACAAAUGUUGUUUUUUAAUUGAACAAUUUGAAUUUGAGGUAUAAUAUUAGUUUUUCAUUAAAUUAGAUCAAAUUACCUUUAAACAUACGUGGAAUUGAGAUUUUUAUGCAAACUUGCUUUUAAAACAAGGUUAUUAACUUUUUUUGUUUAGUUAUUUAAGCAAAUUCUCUGCCGAUGUGUGAUAAUGUUAUUGUUGUAUUAUUCUCGCUGUAUUAUUAUCGCUUGUAGACAACUUUUUGUUAUAGAGUUGUUUUGUUUGAUAUAAUAAAACAUUUAUUGGAUCCAUCUUCGCCCAAUAUGGCAAAAUAUCAAGUCUCGACUUCAAUAUUAGGCAUAGGCGUAUUGACCGGUGGGGGGGGCGCACGGGGGUUACAUGCCUCCCAAAAAUUGUUACGGUCGGGCAAUUGAGCAGAAAUCUAUGUGUCCUUCGGGCAAAACAUAUAACUUUCAUCAAAGUUGAUAAGAAUGAAUGAUUAAAUAUAAUAACGCCAAUAUUAAUUGCUUGUAAUCUAUUUUGCCCAAAAUAAAGAACACCUGUAUAUGAAUGAUGAUGGCUUAUGGCAAAGAUUAUGAACAUUGCAGAAACAAUGAGCAUUGUUCUUGGUUUUUGUCUUAGUGUUUCUAGACAUUUCGGUUAAAUUUUUGCUAAAGCAGCCUUUACACAAUCAUACUCAUUUGUUUAUAAAAGCACAUACAAAAUCGAGGGCCUUUUUUAACGUACAAGCUGCCCCCCUCCCCACGAAAUCACAUUUUGCCCGCCCCCAGCAAAAGGCCUUUUUUCCUAAAUUUAUACAAACAAACCAGCGAAGAAUAACAGAUUGAUAAACGGAAAGUAAGUUUUAGGCUUUAUCUUUUGUCCUUGUUUAACAAAAUCGAUUUAAGUUGUUACGUUUUUUUACCACUAAGUAAUGAUAAAUUAUUGUUAAUAAUUUAUUUAUUUUUUGUGCGUUUUUUUCUUUCUUUUAUUUCAAAUACAAGUAUAGUUAGCAUAAAUUUUAGAGCUAAUAUCAUUUUAGUCCAUUUACUUGAUUCUGAUUGGUUAAAAACCGUUCCGAUUAAAAAUUAAUCGCACAGGUGGGCCGAUUAAAAAUCAUUCGGCACGGAUACGAGCCUGCGUGGAUCAUGCGUGCGUUAAAGACAACUUUAGUUGAAAAUGUACAUUUUCUGAGCUUUUAUUUUACAAUGAGGUCUUAUUUAUGCUUUCAUAACAAAGAAAAAGAAGAAAUAAAGGUUAUUCACAGUUUUUACAGGUAUUAAUUGAAAAUUAAUGUCCGGAAAGUGCUCUCAAAAUUGACCAUAUGCAGAGGCCGACUAUGCUCGCUUCAACACAUAAAAUACAAUGUUUCUUAUCAUUGAAUGCUCGUGUAAAAUUGACUAUAAAAUAUAUUAAUAGGAAAUUACACUUGUUCUCGAAGUAUUAAUGAAAAAUCACACUUGUAUUUGGCGAAAUAUUUAUAAUACCGCUCGUACGCGGUAUUAUAAAUAUUUUGCAAUACACGCGUGCGAUUUUUCAUUAAUACUUCUCGAACCGUGUAAUUUCCUAUACAAAUUUGGAUGCUUUUCUGGGGGAUCCUUCACUAAUAUAUUAUCUCACAGAAAGGUCCCUUUUCAAAAAAUCCCCCCCCCCCACGGGAAAAUCCUUAAAAAAGGCCCUGAUAAAAUCUCGAACAAAGUUGUAUACGAGGUAUACUGUGUAAGCCAAGUGGUCGGGCAAACUAAUAGGCCCGUACGUCCAUGAUAUUAGGCUCGACCUUCGGUCUCGCCCAUGCAAUAUUGUAGUCUCAACUUAAAUAUUAAAAUAUUAAAAUAUUGCCCAAUAUUGCAGUCUCAACUUAAAUUAUUGAAAUAUAUUGCGGGCUACCGAAUGUCGUAUAAGCUUAUUUUUAAAUGUAAUAUCUGCUGAUUGCUUUUGUAAAGAUAUAAUUUGACUAUAUUGUUGGACAAUGAUGUAACAGUAAAAUUCCGGUAUCUCGACUUCGGCUAAUAUUAGUCAUAACAAACAGCAUCGCUUGUGCGUCGUAUGUGCGAAUUUUAACACAAUUUUGACUGUACACACACGCAUUAGUAAAUUCCUAAAGUCAUUAAAAUGUUUUGGUUGAAAAUUGAUAGCGCUCUCGACUUUUGGGAUCGAGUCAGUCUGGAUUCACAAAUCAGUAAUGGGUCGGUCUCAUUUUGGAACUACCUGCCUAAAUCAAUCCCCUACUUGUAUCUCUGUUGAAUUUUUAGGAGCAAACUAAGAGUCCAGACACGUUUAUAAUUCAUCAUCAGAAUUAUCACACUGUGCGAGAGGCUCUUGGCAAAGCAAUACUUACAUCCAACGUCGACGAUCUAAAUAUAGUCAUUGAAGUGAGUAAUUGUUGUUUAUAGUCCCACAUGUCCCUCUCAUUCGAUCGAUUGCAAUCGAUCGUAGUUAUCAGAAACUAAACCUGUUUCUGCUCGCCUCUUCCUAAGUAAAAAUUACCUCACCAUUUGUUUGCCUGGUCUGAUUCUAAUUCCAUAAGGAAUUUUACUGCAUUGCUAUUUAGUUUUGUUUGAGUUAGAGAAGUGUUAAGGUGAUAUCUUUAGUUGACUUUAUCAGGAUGAAAUAUAUAAUAUAUAUAUAUAUAUAUAUAUAUAUAUAUAUAUAUAUAUAUAUAUAUUACAGAAUUUACAGGCGCAACCCUCCGUACGUUCUUGCUAUGUUUUACUGGCCCUGUUCCGUGAAGUAACGACAAGCUUUUCACAUCCGAACGGAGAAGAUGAUGGAAUUCCUACUAGGGUAGGUUUUGGCUCGUUUAUUAUUUGAUGCGUGUAUAUUUUAAUUUAAGGUGGUUGUUCCCACCAUUUUGCUUGCAUGUGCCCAAUGACAAUUCCCAUAUUUCAUGCAAAGAGGGCAAAAAUCGCGCAUCGCGUUUUGGUUGAUUUUCGUGAACGGAACUAUAAAGAGUAAAUAGAUCUAGUUGUUAUAUAGUUAGUGUCAAAGUUCAAUUUUUCUGUUUGCCAAUUGGUGAAAACCGUAUCACGUGCCGGUCCACAAAACGUCGUGUUCACUACGCGCUGAAACAUUUAUUGACCGGUCAAUAAUAAAAUGGGUGCAAUACGCAUGCGUGUUAACCAUGAAGUUCCAAAGUUUAAUUUUUAAACUUUUUAUUCAACAUUUACGGCGUUCCAUUUAUCCAGUUUUGGUUUAAAAUAAAAGUAAACUGUUUCCCUCGGUCUCGAUAAUUAUUGUACAGCAACUAUUUGUUUUGGCGAAUCACACAAUUUCAUUAGCUUCAGAACAGGCAGGAUUGUCCCGUAUUUCCUACGAAGCUGCGAUGAGAGCCGAGCUCAAAAAGUCUUUCAAAAUAUUCAGAACGAAGAGAAAUAAAUGUAAAACACAAAAAAGGGGUAAUGCUGUGGUUAAAGAACUUUCCCAUGUUGUUAACUAUUGAAGCAGUCGAUAAUAUUUUGUGGUUUGAACAUGUGAAGAGUUGCAAAUUUUGUUUGCAGAUGGCCAGGAGGAAUUUGACACUAUCUAAACAAAAAUACAAUUGAAGCAGCCACAGAUUUAUAGAUUUUUUUCGGAAAUUUCGGUUUUGUUAGUUUAAAAAAGAGGAAACAUGAAAAUAUCAAACCUCGGUUUUGCUCUAUUGGCCUAUCGCUCGGUCAAUACAGCACGACCUUGGUUUGAUAUUGUUCCUUACAACCCUAAAAACAUAUACAGGUAUAUAUAAGUAUUGCUUGGCUAGUUUUGAUUAAACAUUCACCGGUUUUUUUGUUCCAUAUACUGGCAAACCAAGUAGAUCAAUUCAUUUUUUAAUCAAAUCCGAUGUCCCCCGACGUUAUAAUAUCAACCCCUCCCCUUUCUUAAGAGUUCUAACCAAAAUAUUACUUAUUGAGAAAAAUAAGAGCAUGCAAAAUAUUUGAAGUUCACACAAAUGUUUUUUAUAGAUUUUGGGAAAGCUGAGUCGGUACAUCGAAGGGAUUCAGUAUCUACCAAACGAAGUAAGAACAUUCUUGAACUAAUUAGUUUUUACAUUAAGAAUAAUUGACGUAAAUGUUUGCCUUUCAAUCGUAACACACAUUAGCAUCUGACUCUAAUUUUGAAAUUAUUAUAACUAGGUAUUUUUAGUAAUAAUAUUAAGUAAUAAUUUUAGUCGGGGUGCUAUAUAGGACAUGCAAAGGGCGCUUGUUGACAUGUAUCAUUGGAAAAGUGAUUGGGGGUAUACGGGAUUUUUGCCGAAUUUUUUCUUUGAUUUUCUCGCACACGAUUUUCCCCUACGUCUCCCAUCACUUUCUAAGGACUGCUUUCCAGUUAAGUGUUUUUCACAUGUAUACGUAUACGCACGGAAAAGUUUUUUCUAAAUGUUAAAUAAGUACUAGAAAUACAUGCCCAGGGGCGUAGUCAGGCCGGAACGAGCCCAGUCGAAGACAUGGUCCUUUGGAAAAUUUUCAUUUUUAUGAUCGGUUUGGUGAAACGCUCUUUCUAUGAUAAUCUUUUUAAGUCUCCUCAGUUUUGAAAGAUUUACCAAAUUGGUUCUGAGGAAAAGGAGGGGAGCGGGCGGCCUUUCCCGCUUUACAUACCAUACAGAACCCCUUGCCUUACUAACCAAACAACGAACAUAAUUUUCUAACACUGGUUGUCAUGGUAACAAGAUCAUUUUUUAUAUUUUUGUACAAUAUUUUAAAAACAAUUAUAAAAUAUUAUUACUUUUGAUUAGAAAAUUAUCAAUCUCCAAGUUAUAUAUGUUAGAUGUAUCGAAAAACGUUAAAUUAGCGUAGGUUUCGAACGCAAUUUGACAAAACAUGCACUCGUGAGUUUUUCAAAGACUUCAAAUUACACUCAUCCUUCAGAAUUGUCCAAUUUUGAUCGUCUUUGAAAAACUCACGAGUGCAUGUUUUUUCAAAUUGAACGAGAAACCAUACUAUUACUUAUUAAUAAUAAUACAUGAAAGAAUUAAUAUGCAGUCACAUGCAUGCGUGCGUAAGUAACCUGCGAAAUAGUUAAUUUUAAUAUAAAUAAUUUUAACAGAAAAUCUACUAAAAUCGCCAGCCAUUUUUGUCAGUUGUAAAUAUUUGGGUUUUUGUAUUAUUUUCUGCUAGAAAUUGCUGUAUCUUAUAAGUCAAUGAAAUUUGCACUGUAUUCCAUUUUUUGGUACUUUAUUUCAUUUUUUUGGCAUUUCGAAAAAAAUGCGCUGGUCUUAGCCAAUCAGAAUUGAGAAUUUUUUUCAUGUAUAUUGUUAAGAAUAAAAUUAUUUCAAAUUGUGCAAUUCUCUCAAAUCUCAUCCAUGAAAAUAACUAUGCUCUCUUUUUAUUUAAGGUUUCUUUAAACAAUAUAGUGAGAAACAAAACUAAUUACUGAAAUCUUUUUUGAUAGACCUACGCAUCAUUUUUUAAAGGAAACAACUGCAAUACAUCAAUAUUUAAAACACACUUGCUUGAUUUGUAUUUCUUGCACUUUAUUGCAAUUUAUUGCCAAUAUAAUCAUUUGUUAUGAAUCAAAAACAAAAAAUGGUUUAGCUGCUCGUGUCGGGUUCUCGUUCAUGUUUUUCGCACUUAGGACCGGUUCAUAUGAGCAAAAGUUAUUCCGGUUAACAUUGCCAGAAAUGACGGACAUUGUGCAAGCGUACCAGUCGGUCAGCGGCUUUUCCGUUUAUCCACAAGAAUUCCUAAUUAUCCUUUUACGACCUAUCAAAGCAUCCGGAAUUUCAAAUAUUCGCGUGGGUGUUGUUUAUAAAGCAAAGCAUGAAGUAUGCACUCAAUUGUUGUGGCAUUUAGUUUACCAGGCUCAGUGUGUAGCUAAGCAAUGACCACGGGAACGAAAAGAGAAGCUUUCGACGAGUAUUUUGGUACCAAACAUAUAGCAAGGAAAUCAAUAUUUCGAAUUUGCCAAGCGAAUGGAAUAUCACUUUUCGAUCGCGAAGUAAUAUAAUUAUAAUAUGCAUAUUAACGCACCGGCUUGCGAAUUUCAAAACAAAAAAGCAGAGCUUUUUCGGGUGUAACAAAAUAAUAAACGGCGGAAGGCAAGGCUAUACUAUUCGUCAAAAUAAAAUGAUUUCAACAAAUUUCGAUAAUUGAAUAUAUCACGAGAUAUAGCCUUUUGAGCGAGAAACCUUUGUAGAUUCCUUUGUAAAGUGAGGUAAAAUGUUGUAAUAUUCAAUCGCAAAAAGCAUAGCGAGUAUGCAAAAAAUACUAUACGACCGCUACUUCUUGAACCAAUUUCAACAAAUAUUCAAAGAUUUAUAUAUAGCAUGCUAUAUUGAAAAUACUCUGCUCGCCUGAUAAUAAACAUAGGGCAUUGCGCAGCCAUUGUUACGUGGGUGCUCGUGGUAACGGUGAAACCUGAGAAAUGAAAAUGUCCGUGAUUUCUGGCCAUGCGAGAAAACAUUUCGACUAGCCAAAUACUUUUGUUCUGUUCAUAUGGAGAAACGUUAUCCCGCUUAAGCCUGGUUUCAAGGCAUUUUUUAAUACCAUGGACUGGUGGGGCAUUUGCCCCACUGGGCCCAUUCCUCUGCCCCACCACUGAAGAAAAAACUGACCUAUUGCCCCAAAGCCAUGAGGGCCCUAUGACAAGUAUUGAGUAAAUGAGUUUAAAUUUGUACCCGUACCACUUUUUUGGUUCUUGGACUACCUAUUUAGGUUGAACCAAAAAGUCGUACGGUACCAAAAAUUGAGCGUAGUGUUAACGGGCUUUAAACUUAUGUUGUGUUUAGAUGUUUAGCAUGCAAUUUAUUACAAAUUUUACUAUUAAAACUUUGUUUCGAGCAGCUGAGAUUUUUUAAAAACGUGUUCUCGGAAUGCAGGAAAUGCUAUUUCAGAGACUCAAAUUUUAAAAUUUUCCUGGGGGAUAUGCCCCAGACACCCCUAGCUAACUCGAGCCUGCGGUUCUCGGCGCGCACCUUCGGCGAUCGCAAACUAUCCUGGGGGGAGAACAAGGAAAAUGGACCCUUCGGCAGUUUUGCCCCACCACUGAAGAAUCCUUAAAAAAUGCACUGCCUGGUUUCCAUUAAAUCAUCAUCAUCGCAAUAGUCACGGAACGCAGACAUCGCUAACGCAAAAAUCGCAGUAAGUCUAGUAGAUUUUUGGUAAUCGGCGUGACUCAAAUUUCCAAUAAAUCGCAGUUUUUAUUAAAAAUUUUGCGUUUUUAAAAUCGUUCCGACGCUUGCGAUGCGGUUCUUGCGAUAAUUACGAUUUAAUGGCAACCAAGUUUUACCGGGUAAAGUUUCCGGCUGUGACGUAGUACUGAACAUCAAUUGAAUUGAAAAGUUGCUGACACGACAGAAAGUCAUCCCGCUAAGCGGGAAUGUUAUGAGUAUGGGAAAAACAUCAUCCCGGACACCGAGAUCUCGCCUGUCAACAAGCGAGAUCUCGAUAGACGGGGAAACUUUUUAUCUCAUAUGGACGCUGUGUAACUUUUCAUAUUAUUUCCAUACUAGAAAUACAUGCAUGCACCAACCCCUCGCCUUUCUUAACAUAUAAAGUAUAGAAAUUCCACAUGAAAUAUUCAUGUUUAAAAUAAUAAUAUUCGCUAUGGUAUAACGUGAAAAUAAUAUGAUAAAGUAAUACGAGAUAAUUUUUUAACUAAAGAAUCAUUGAUUUUCAUAUCUGGAAUGUGGUUUUAUGUUUAUAUGUGGCUUUCGGGUAAAACGUUUCGAAAAUUUGGCGUGAAACUGCAGGGGAAACUGAAAAACUUGUUUCGCUCAGUAGUUUGCUCGAAAAUACGGCCGGUAAAAUAUAUUGCUUCAUAGGCAGAAGCUAGUUUUUGAGUUAUAUCUUGUUCAAGCCGUAUUUGCUGCAUGUAGGUUAAUACGCUAGCUGUAUUAUUAAAUUGCCCCAAAUAAAUAAUAUUAUUACAUUACAACUUCAUGUAAAUACCAGCUUGCAUGCAUACAAAAACAUAAUAUAUUUACUGAGUUAAUUAAGAAUGGCAUAAAAAUUUCGCAGAUAUGAAUGAAAUCGAAAACACAAAGCAAGUAAGGCACUUACCCAAGUUCCAAACAUAGCCACAACGAUUGUUAAAAUUUGUUAAAAACAUCUAGUUCGCCUCCGACAAAAUUCGUGUUUAUGCCUUUCACACUUUGUUUCACGGUUCACAGCCACUAAUUCAUGAAACUUCAAGCUUUUUUCCAGUUAAAAGCGAAAUCAACUUCGUUCCCAGGGCUUUCGAGUGAGGACGGGGGGAGGGGAGAGACGAGAUCGUCUCUCCCCUCGUCCUCACUCGAAAGCCCUGGGAACGAGGUUGAAGCCAAAUAUAUCGCAAAAAUAUAUUGUAAAAUAGCAAAAUACAUCUUUGCAAAGUGAUAAACAAUAUUUUUAGCGCGAGCUUGCACUCGCGCAUGCGCAUAACGUCGAAGACUGUCCAUCACAUAAUGAAGGACAACUUUGCACUUCGCUAUGUUCUCAAACACCCGGGUGUAAAUAGCCGGGCGGAAUUAACACCCUCGCCCCGGGUGGCUCGGGGACCAAGGCGAGAUUCGCUUGUAAACUUGUUGAAAAGUUUAAACCAUUUGAAGCAAAUUUGUUUCAAAAUAUAUCACCAAUUGAAUUUUUUGGUUUAUUGAUGUUGGGAUCUCUUCUUUUUAGUUAAAAGGACUAGCUGGAAAUUUUCUCACAAAUUUUGAAAACGCUAACGGCCAACUUCUACAGCUAAGUUCUCGUCAAUCAAGCAAUGACAGACGGCUAAUUGAACUAUUGGUUCAUUUUCUUGUCGUCAUGAAAUGUUUGCCUCAUCGGUUGCUGCAACCUCUUAUGAAUCUUGCUUUUAAUCCAGCUUUGAUGAUGGUAAGAAUUUUCAGUAACAUGCGUUUUUAUUCGAUGUUAUUUUAGUGCACGCUAAGACCAGAUAUCUAUUCAUACAUCUAUAUCUAUCUGUCCAUGCAUCUAUCAGUUUAUUCAUACAUGCAGACAGAGCUGAGUGUAAACAAAGUUCCCGGAUUGCUGGAGAUUAACGCAAUUUAUGAUUUAUAAAAUUUCGUAGAUGUAUUGUAAUUAAUAUAAACAUUUCAAAUCAUUUCAAGAAAAUAUAUAUAACAAGCAAAUUUUGCUGCAUUUUAGCUGAAAAUACUGGAAGAAUAAAGACUUAAUAGAAUCAACUUACAUCUAAAUUCGUCUUUAAUUAGUGAGGUUUAGAUUUAACUUCCUCUGUGGUUACCACUACCAUUAACCAAUCAGAUACUUUAAAUCUACGCCAGUCACAUGCGUAAAUAGUCAGUAAAAGGUAGUAGUAGCAGUGGUGUUAGAGGAGUCAAAUCUAAACUUCACUAUUAUAUAUACGUGGCAUAUUUUCGUGUUCAUUCAUUAUGUUAUUAUUUAAUACUAAACCCAAACACUUCGCUGCCCACAAAACGCCGAAUUUCACCGUAACUUUCACCGUAAAUUUCUCCUUCAACUUCCCUUUGACCACCGUUUUGUCAGUGUAGUUUUGUCAAAAACCUGACAUUUCGACGAAUUAUUACCAAUAUUUCUGCCCAAAUAUGUGCCUGGGAAAAGCGACUCGGACACAUGCCCAAAAAAAACGACUAUCUUGUGACAAAAUGGGCAUUCCAGUUACUGUUCCGCCCCUCGUAAUGCCCGAGACAAUAAUAAAAGAUUUUUCCUAAAAGUUAAUCAUGUAUUGCAGCCGAAAGAGUAUCAUAUUGCUCUUAAAGAUUAACAAAUAUCUCAUAUUUGACUAUAUUGUCACUAUAUCGGCUUAUACUAAUGGCUAGCAAAGCACGCCAAAGAGAUGUUACAAAAAAUCUUCUGGAUCAACUGAACAUAGUUCCUCGUUGUCGAUUAUGUAAUGGUGUACAAGAUCAGAGACACUGUAAAAAUUUCUUCAAAAAAAGAAAUGAAAGAAUUUUGAAUAACGUGGAGUUGAUUCAUGGCGAGAAAGUGCCGCAUGUUAAUGGUUUUCCUUAUUUUAUCUGCCGUCUGUGUAAACGCAGUGGCGUAGCCAGGAUUUACGGCCAAGGGGGCCACUUCAAACAAGAUGAAAAUUGAAAAGAAGGAAACAAAGUACGUACACAUAGGCGCACCCAAUUAGUUUUGUUUAAUUGUAUAACUGCAAAUACAACAAACGUUAAAUUGAAUAAAAGGUAUAACAACGGUACAUAAAGAAUAAAAUAUUCACAAUCAGCUACUCAGCGACACAUUAACCAGAAAGCUCCUUUUUAUUGAGUGGCUGAAAGCGAGGGCCGAAGGCCCAAGGAAAUUUUUAAAUUUAGAGUCGCUGAAAUUUUGAGGAAGAUUUGCCAGAAUUCUGAUGGUCGGAAAAGUUUGUCAUGGAUAAUGUAGUCAGUUUGUCAUGGAUAAUGUAGCCGCUUAGAAUUAAUCAAAUGUCAGUAUUUUAAAAUUAUAUUAUUUAAAUGAUAAAAGUUAGCAUGAUUUUGAAAAAAGAAUUAUUAUUAGCAAAUUAUUGCAGCCCCCACCAGCCCCCCCCCCGGUUGCUAUGGCUCUGAUUGACUUAUUUGGUAAGUUUGCCUUGUGACAUGGGUUUGCCAAAACUUUGCACGUACGACCAACUUGCUUGUUGUUAUUUUGAUAAUCAAAGAGGAAUGCCCCGAAUAAUGGUAAGUUAAUUUACCAAACUCUCCUUAGUUGCUGAAAAUGUUAAAAGCUGAAAACACUUUCUGCAUGUUUCCAUUAAGCUACAAAUGAAGCAAACAGGACGAGAGAUUUUAGAUUUCGAAAGGGGGGCAAUAAUUUUGUUAGGGGGGGCGGCCCCCGGGCCUCUAGCCACGUCAUUGUGUGAACGACGAUUAAAUAAUACGAUUUCAUUCAAGAAUGUAGGCCUAAUUUCCACAACACAGAAAUCAUUAGUAAAAGAUUCCGGAUCCAAGCGAUUCCCUGAAGUUUCUCCAUCCGUUGCCAGACCUUCUGCAAAGGUUACUACAGUUGAAAGUGACGAAAGUCGAAUUCGCAGUUUCGCUUUAGACUUUGUCAAUGUGUCCUCCUCUCGAGUGAUGAAACUAGAUCUGCCACACCUUUACCCAUGCCAAUACUGAAGUGAGUCAAUUGUUUAUGAAUGUCAUCUACCUAUACUUUACAGUAAUUAAUAAAUGUAGUCAUCCGUAUACGUAUGUUAGUAAUCUCUAUUUAAACCCAAAAUGUGCAAUCUAAUUGUGAUUUCUCUAUGGAAUAUUUCUUUGCGAAUUAUGGAAAUAGCAGACGCGCGAAGGCCACUUGAUUUCAGUCGAGAUAUUUGAUUUUGUAUCGGUGAAUUCAAGGGAGACACAACGAUAGCAAUAGACGAAACGAUAUCCCAACUGAUUUCCAUGGAGAAAGAAAGUCGACUUGUUUAGUAGGGAUCCCUUGCAUACAUCAACAAUGGUGUCAGAUGGAAAAUCAGAGACUUUCCAUAACCUUUUGGCAAGAUACAAAUAACAUCUUUUCUCAAAUGAAUAAUAUAUGUUUAAGUACAUUUAAGAGUUUGUUACGACCGUAUUAUUCGAAAGCCCUGCACAGUUGUUUGGAUGCAGAGGACCCAAGAACAUGGAGAUCUGUAUGUUUAAAUUGUGACUCUUUUCGAAGUUUGAACAAUGUUAUCAAUCGUGUAAUUUUACCUGGCGAAGUUGAAUAAAUAAAUAAAUACUUUUUUUCUGUAUUCCAAAGUCGUAGGUUCGAUUCUUGUAUUCUAAAGGUCGUAGGUUCGAUUCCCACCGUGGCCGGGCAUUUUGUUUUCAAGCUUGCCUGGUGUGGAUAUACACUUAGAGUAACAUCACAAACAAAUUUACUUUCCAAACAAAGAACUUGCUUCGGUUUCAGUAUGUUAUGAUAUGCGCUAUUUAGAACAACGAAUUUCAAACAAGCAAGAAAUGCAAUGAACUCGAGCAUCUCCAUUCGAGUCGUUUGUUUAUCAACUUUGCUUCUAUGGUCUGGCAGCAUGUGAAUGACAAAAAGAUAACACAAACGCGCGCAAAAUUGGCAAUUUGACACGAAGCAUUUAAUACAAUGAUAAAUUGCGAUAUAAAGUGCGCUCAAAUUACUCCUUUUGUAAUUCAAACCAUGCCGUCCUCCCCUUGCCAACGAAUUUUGCUUUGGAAAGUGGAAGCAUUGUAAUUUGAGAUUUGUCCCUCCCUCCCUUGGUAACUUAAUAUCUUACGGAUAUCUACCAGGGUACUUCCGCAGCAGGGAGUGAGCGAAGGUAAUACCCUGGGUACGAGGUUGCACAGUGUUCGGCAUUGGUAUUAAAUAAUAAGAUUAAGUGUUAAAGAUUUUAAUCAUUGUAUUGUGCAUAUUCCAAAAUGCAUUUCUUUGGGUUAUAUAGAAUGCUUUUAUUCCCACAAUGCCUCAUGAUGAUGGUCCUGAAGUUAUGCGGGCCAUAGAAAACGCAAGUGGAAUGUUAAUUACGUAUAGACAACCCAAGUGGUAUGGUAAGUGACAGAACAAUUUAAGUCGUGCAGUUCAUUUUGUAAAAGUGAACAACACAGACUCGUCACCUAAUGAGUAAAUGGACGCCGCUAUAAGUCUCCUUCUUUAGGAUACAAGUAUUUAGAAAAUAUUGAAUUGAUUCUUUCACUUUCUAGAGUGUCCAAAUGGACAUCGUUAUGUUGUUACAGAA
This is a messenger RNA of Paramuricea clavata, 16612 nucleotides long. NCBI's taxonomy places the organism in Eukaryota, Metazoa, Cnidaria, Anthozoa, Malacalcyonacea, Plexauridae. The record is from the annotation of a GenBank genome assembly.